Xiphias gladius (swordfish) is the source of this 4483-nucleotide messenger RNA. RefSeq names its product polymerase (DNA directed) kappa (gene polk). The transcript has 14 exons. Gene Ontology annotation, molecular function: damaged DNA binding; DNA-directed DNA polymerase activity. Gene Ontology annotation, biological process: error-prone translesion synthesis. Bases 1273 to 3936 code for a protein of 887 amino acids. Lineage: Eukaryota; Metazoa; Chordata; Actinopteri; Istiophoriformes; Xiphiidae. The record is from RefSeq and is a predicted model, not a curated record. Gene Ontology annotation, cellular component: nucleus.
CUUACAUAUCUGCCUUCAAAUUAAAAGCAUUGCCUUUUCAUGUCGGGAGUGCAGUGCAAUAGAAACCGUACCAAAAAUCAGUUGUCCAAGUGGGCAAUAUUAUUUUAAUUGGCGACGGACUACUCCUUAAAUAUACAUACUUAUAUUACAGGUAUGUUGUGUCCAAAAUACCAUGAAACAUUUACACACAGCCGUGUACUUUGAAAGACUAAAUACCGGAAAUAAUUAUUUAGAUCCAGCUAACUUAACUUGGAGUUUGAAAACAGCUAAAAUGAUAUGAAUGCUUUGUAGUUAAAACAAAAUUUCGUCCAAUAUGGAUAUAAGUGAAUCGAUCAGUGAUCAGUGUAGUCGGCGAGAUUUACUGUAGAAAAGCUGUGUUUGGGUCUGCCGUAGACCCUCUAGCUCGACAUGCUUCCAACUAUGCCACACUCAUAACGCCUCAGUCUAAGGUUCAUUAGGUCCGCUUCAUAUCGGAAGAAAUUACCACUAAUUUCAAGUCAUAAAGCCUAAAAGGAACCUUUGUAAGGUCCAUCCUGGAGGUUAUAUGAAAUAAACAAUCCUCAAAAUCAUCUGCAAGUUUCUAGCAAAUUUAACCGUUCUUCUUUUUUCAAAAAUAAAGCUACUUUUUUUAUACCAGUAUGCCUUAACUCUUUAUAACGACAUGAGGCCGCUUUGGGGCAACUAGACAGUCUGUAACUCAAGGCUGGUGUCAACAAAAGAAAGGUAUCUUCGUAACUUUUGUUUCGUGUUUGUUUCAUGUUUACAUCAGUUUCUGGCAUUACACAUAUCUAAAAUGAUGUGGAGAUAUUUCAAUGUUAGUUGGCUGAAAUUUUACACGUUGGCUUAUACUAUUUGGUUUAUUUGAAAAUCUAUAUCAGUAGUACAAACCAUUCCUUUAAUGAUAAAUUCAAGAAUUUAUUUAUUUAAAGAGGGCAACAAGACAAGCCCCGUCCCUUCCGGCGAUGACGAGUGUACGCGGAAGUGCCGCCAAACCCGUCAUCGGUUUCAAAACAUGUAGGGGCAUGAGCGUUAUACAGGGGGGAGAUUUUGAUUCGAUGUGAUUGUUCAUGCUCGGCGUGAAAAGAUCAGUUUCGGAAUUACUCUCGGUUACAUGAUCUGGCUCGAGAAGCCGCACAUAUAAUGGGAAACAAAGCUCGUACAGCUUUACACAUCUAACUCUAGUAGAGAGCUGAGAUCGUUAUAAAUUGGGCCAUACUGCCAAAAAAAACGAAAACAAACGCGUCUUUUCCCAUCAAUGGUCCUAUCUUCGGGAUGGAGAAUGGGGCGGCAUCCGCUAAAGGAGAGGGGCUCCUCUCGAGAAUGGCCCUCAAUGACAACAAGGCUGGUAUGGAGGGUCUUGACAGGGACAAGAUCAACAAGAUCAUCAUGGAGUCCUCCAAGGGAUCGAGGUUUUACGAGAAUGAGCUGAAGAGAGAGCAGCAGGUGAACCAGCGCAUUGAGAAAAUGAUGCUACAGAAAGCACAGAUCACAGAGCAGCAGUUAAAGAAAGCGCAAGCUCAGGUGGAGAGGAUGGCCUCGGCGCUGGAGAGGAGUCGUGAUCUAAGCCGUGUGAUUGUACAUGUGGACAUGGACGCUUUCUACGCUGCUGUGGAGAUGAGAGACUGUCCUGAGCUGAAGGACAAGCCCAUGGCUGUAGGAUCCAUGAGCAUGCUGUCAACAUCCAACUACCAUGCCAGGAAAUACGGGGUCCGAGCUGCCAUGCCCGGCUUCAUCGCAAAGAAGCUCUGCCCAAACUUAGUCAUUGUUCCAACUAACUUUGAUAAAUACCGAGCUGUGAGUGAUGAGAUUCGGGAGAUUUUUGCUGACUAUGACGCUCACUUCCAACCGAUGAGCCUGGAUGAAGCUUAUCUGGAUUUUACAGACCACUUGGACCAGAGGCAGAGCUGGCCGGAGUCCUCUCGUACACAUCGUUUCCACGCCAGCAGUAGAGGUGAAGAACAGACUGAGAUUCACCAGGAGGCAGAGCCAGAGGUGAAAGACCUCUCUCCAGUCCUGUUUGAGGACAGCCCGAGCCCCUCUCGCUGCUUGCUGGGCUCUGAUGGUGUCGCUGCUGGUGGUGGUGCUUUCGAGGUGUUUGGGACGUCUGCUGAGGAGGCUGUGAGAGAAAUGCGCUUCCGCAUUGAACAGAAGACCAUGUUGACUGCCAGUGCAGGAAUUGCUCCAAACAUGAUGCUUGCCAAGGUGUGCAGUGACAAGAACAAGCCCAAUGGCCAGUACAGACUCCCCCCCGCCAGGGUGGCAGUCAUGGACUUCGUCCAGAAUCUUCCAGUUCGCAAAGUUUCUGGCAUAGGGAAGGUGAGUGAGAAGAUGCUAAAUGCUCUGGGCAUCAGUAGCUGUUCUCACCUCGGCCAGCAGAUGGCACUGCUGUCGUUGUUGUUCUCGGAGACAGCCUGGCAUCAUUUCAUGCAGGUUUCCCUGGGCCUGGGCUGCACAUAUAUACCAAGACAUGAAGAAAGAAAAAGCAUGAGCACAGAAAGGACAUUUAAAGAACUGAGUAAAGCUGAGGAACAGUUUUCUUUAUGCAGGGAGCUCUGUGAAGAUUUAGCAGAAGACAUGAAGAAAGAAUAUCUGAAGGGUAAAACAGUAACACUGAAGCUUAAGAACGUGAACUUUGAGGUGAAAACCAGGGCACUGACGCUGCCGUAUGCUGUUGCUUCAGUGGAUGAGAUCUUUGCUGUUGCUAAGGACCUACUGAAAACGGAAAUAGAAAAUGAAAGCCCCCAGCCACUCAGACUGAGGCUCAUGGGUGUUCGAAUUUCUGCUUUUGUCAGUUCGGAUGAUAAAAAGCCCCUGCAAAGGAGCAUCAUUGGCUUUCUUCAGCCAGGCAAGACAGACUCCAGCGGCUCUAUCCAAGGUAUGCAUCAGAAACCUGGGAAGGAGCAUCUCUCCAGUUACUCCUUCCAAACCUGGACCCCUUCUAGUCAUCCCCUAACGCAGAGGUGCCAGAAACAGGAGGAUGUUCCCUGGCAGAGCAAGCACAGGGGGUUAGAGGGAGGCCAGACUGGUGGGGAAACCCAACAGUCUUUCUUCCAAAGGGCCCAGGCCAGAAGAUUGCAACACCAGGCGGCAAAUUCAAGCACACUAGAGGAAGGACACAGGGAGAAUGCUUUUGUGAUCACUUCCAUUGGCUCUCAUGCUCAAAAGGGUGCAGGGUCAUCAACAAAAGUUCACAAGAGUAUAUCUUCAGAUCUCUCAGAAAAUGACUUUGUUUCCCACGUAGAGGCCCAUGGAUCCACAUCAGGCUGUGGUGGCACAGUGUCGGAGAGCCUCACCUGUCCGGUGUGUUUCAGGCAGGUGGAGACGACUGAUUUGAACGUCUUCAACAGACAUAUAGACCAGUGUCUCAGUAAAUUCUCAGGAAAGCCAAACAAAAGCACAGACCCUGACUCAGAGUCAGAUUUGGACUUAGAGAAUGACCAUAAAGAAUAUAAGGAGGUGGAAAAAUGGAGCGAGGAGUGUGAGGUUGGAGAGGCGAAGGCAAAGAACAGCGAAGAGUUGGAGUUGAACAGAGUUGAUCCUCAACACCAACACGGCUUGAAAAAUGAUUCUGUUCCAACGGUUUUGUUGAUCAAUGGUGAGAACACAACCGUGACUUCGGUACAGCCUCAGUCAUGUGACGAUAAAGGCCCCGUCCUCAUCUGCCCAGUGUGUCAGCUGACCCAGGUAACUGAUGACCUCACUAUCUUCAACCACCACGUUGACCUCUGCCUGAACCAGGAGGUUCUACAUGAACUGGGGGGACAGACAUCAUCUUCCACAAAUCCACCUUCAGUUACAAAUAGCAAGGCCAUAGAUCUCCUGGCAAGGCAAGUGAGUAAAGGCAAAAGCAAAAGACAGGACUCGCCUUCCUCUCUUCCUUCAAAGAGAGCCAAAGGCUUUGGCCCUCGCAACACCAUCGACAAGUUCUUCAGGUGACGGUAUUGCAUACAUCCUCAACCGGAGGACCUGGGAAAGUUUUCUACAGAGAAUUAAAUACAGCUCUCUCCGGUACCUUUGGUUUCACUGGGUAGGUUUUAGUCAUGCUAUGGAAAUCUCCAGCUCAAACUGUCUUCACAAUCAUUGGACAAAAACUCAUAUUCAAUUUUUCUCUUCAAAAAAGCCGUAUUUGUACUUAUAAUAAUACUUAUAAUAAUAAUAUGCCCUAUUUGUUUGUAAUAUGCCCUACACAAUAUGAAAGAUGACAAACACCAAUUCUUUGUUUUAAUUUUUGAGAUUUGAGAUUUUUAAUGACCUUUUGGCUGUCAAUGCUGUUUCAUACCAAUUGCCAAUUUUCUGUUACUCACUGAAGUUAAUCCUAAUUUUUUUUAUUUUUAUGUAUGCUAAAUGGAACAUUAUAUUUAUAAAAUUUAAGCUUCCGGUGUUUUUUUUUCUAAUUUAUCUUAAUCAAGUUAUUUUAUUCAGAUAUUUCCAGUAAUUUCCAGUUAUAUUUAAUGUGUCAAUUAUAAUAUUGUAUGUUUAAUAA